Molecule: messenger RNA, 946 nt
Organism: Andrographis paniculata
Lineage: Eukaryota; Viridiplantae; Streptophyta; Magnoliopsida; Lamiales; Acanthaceae
Product: dehydration-responsive element-binding protein 2D-like
Exons: 1
Coding region: 90-713 (207 amino acids)
Biological process (GO): positive regulation of DNA-templated transcription; response to stress
Cellular component (GO): nucleus
Molecular function (GO): DNA-binding transcription factor activity; transcription cis-regulatory region binding
Source: RefSeq, a predicted model, not a curated record
CUCUAUUAAUUAAUCCCCCCUUCUACAAUUUCUUCACCCCCCCAAAUAUACAUAUAGUGGUGGUGCCAAUUGCAAUAAAAAAUUAAUCAAUGGCGGAGGAGGAGAAGAAGUCGGCGGCGGCGGCGGCGGUGCGGCGGCGGGCGAGUUCGAGAAAGGGGUGCAUGCGGGGAAAGGGCGGGCCGGAGAACGCCACGUGCACAUACAAAGGCGUACGGCAGCGCACGUGGGGGAAAUGGGUCGCCGAGAUCCGGGAGCCCACGAACGGGACACGUGUCUGGCUGGGGACGUUCGACACAUCCUACGACGCCGCCGUAGCCUACGACGCCGCCGCCCGGAAGUUCUACGGCCCCGACGCGAAGCUUAAUCUGCCGCAUCUCCACCACCGUCAUCAAUUGCAGUUGACUCAGGCGCCGCCGCCGCCGCCGUUGCCGGGGAAAAUGGUGGUCGGCGGUGGGGAUGAUGACCUGGCGCCGAUUUUGGAUUAUUGUUUUGGGAGGGAGGAGAUGAGUGAUAAUGUGCAGUGGUUUGGCGGCGGCGGCGGGGUGGAUUUGAGUGUGGCGGUGGCGGAGCUGCCGGCGGUGGAUGACUCGGAGCUGUGGGCGGAGGCGGCGAAGGAUACAUCGUUGGAGGUGGUGCAUGAUCCGGGAGCUUUCGGGAGCUGCAAUUUGGACAGCAAUGGCGUCCCGUUUUCUCUCUUUAAUUCUAUUAAUUAAUUAAAUUUUAGAAUUAAAUAAUAUUAUAAUCUUGAUUAAUUAAUUAAUUAAUUAAUUAAUACUUUGUAGUAUAUGUUUGUCUAUUAUUAUUAUUAUUAGUAGUAGUAUUGCUUUGUAUAUACGUAUUAUAAUUAUUGUGUGGAUGCAGUGUUUGUACAGUGUACGGAGUGUUAUAAGCUGGACAUGUAGAAAAAGAAUAUAAUGGUGUGUAUGUAUGUAUAAUACAUGUCUGA